Messenger RNA from Drosophila grimshawi, 5171 nucleotides. RefSeq names its product phospholipid-transporting ATPase ABCA3. NCBI's taxonomy places the organism in Eukaryota, Metazoa, Arthropoda, Insecta, Diptera, Drosophilidae. Gene Ontology annotation, biological process: lipid transport; transmembrane transport. Gene Ontology annotation, molecular function: ATP binding; lipid carrier activity; ATP hydrolysis activity. The record is from RefSeq and is a predicted model, not a curated record. Bases 1 to 5058 code for a protein of 1685 amino acids. Gene Ontology annotation, cellular component: intracellular membrane-bounded organelle; membrane. The transcript is spliced from 9 exons.
AUGAGCAUUCGACACUACAUAAGCAAGUUCGCACUGAUGACAUGGAAGUUACAUAAGUCACAAUGGAAUCGUCCAAUUGAGCUGCUUUGGGUAAUAUUAGUGCCUGUCCUUCUGUGCUUGAUUGCGGUGGGCAUGCGAAUGUGUGUUGGUCAACCCGAGAGCUAUAAUGCCUAUUAUGAUCCAAUUGAUAUUGAGCAAUGCUGGACCGAUUUGAUGAAAUCGCUGUCGGAGCGCCAAGAUCUGAGCAAAAAGCUCAAUAAGAGCAACAAUGUGUUCAUUCCACAGAUGGUGCUGGCCUGGGCGCCCAAUCAGUACAAUAUAUUUCAUAAAAUCAUGGAUCUGGCCAUUAAGGAUCUACACUCGAUGGGCACACGCGACUUUCGUGACUGCUCAGAAAUGGAGCGGGCUGUAAAGAAUGAUUAUCUAUUUGCAGGCAUUUGCUUCGAUCAGAGGCAAUUUGUGAAGAUCUAUUCGUUUAGGGAUCAUCACUUAAAACAGGAGGAGGUGUUAAUGCCGCACUUUAAUUAUACGCUCUUUUUCCCCAGUGAGCUGCGCAUGUUUCAUGAUACCUUCAUUGGCGACAAUUGGAAGACACUCUAUCAUGACGAUCCAAAAAUCUCAAUUGUGCGUCGCCUCAACGAUGCCAGCUUAGACGGUCAUAUUAGCUAUGUGCGCGAGGGGUUCAUUAAAAUCCAAAUGGCCAUUUCCGAGACGUAUAUAAAAGUGAUGAGCCAUUCACAGCUUCCUAAGAUAGUGCUUCGACGAUUUCCGGUCGAUGGUCGCAUACAAGAUCCACUCAUGAACUACGUAAAUCGCGGACUGCCGCUGCUUAUCAUCAUUGGCUUUCUAUUUCCGGCACAGAUACUGGUCUGGCAAAUCGUAGAAGAAAAGCAGCGCCAUUUGCGUCGUUUUCUUAUCAAUAUGAACAUUAGCAACCUUAUCCAAUUCACAUCCUGGUACUUCAAGGGACUCGUCUAUAUGUUCAUCAGCUCGAUCCUUAUAGUGCUGAGCGUCAAGGUGCCCUGGAAUAGUAAUCGAACCCUGCUAACACAAACACCGUGGUAUGUUGUAUUGCUGGUGUUGUCCUCGUAUAAUGUAUCAUCGAUAAGCUUUUGCGCGAUGGUUGCCUCGUUGUUUAAGAACAGCCAGUUUGCCGUUCGGGUGGUGACCGUUCUCUGGCUGCUCACAUAUAUGCCAUUCUUUGUGCUGUGGAACAAUCGGGAGAAAUCGGUAUUGCUCAUACGGUAUAUAUCGUGUGCGUUUCCCAACACUGUGGUCGCACUGCUAUUCGAGGGACUGAUGGAGCGGGAGAUAUUCUUUGGCCAACAAUGGUUAGACAGUGGCUAUAUUCUGAACUCUGCCGUCAAUCAGAUCACUGUCUAUCAUGGCGUUUGGAUUUUCUUGAUAGACACACUGGUCUACUGCGCCAUCGGUUUGUAUAUGGAAGUGUGGAAUUCAACCGAAACGGGCGGAAGACGGCGCAAGCAUAUACCUGCUCCCCUCCAUAGUGGAGACUUCUCAUUUCCGGAUCGGGAGGAUAGCACCCAUCCGCAGAUCUCACAGCCAGGUGGCAUCAAGUCGACAAAGAUCUACGAGGUGGAACCAUCGCAUCGCCGCUUCAAAAUCAAGAUUAAAAAGAUAUGCCAACGGUAUGCGAACAACAAAAACAGUUCCCUAAACUUUUUUUCCUUGAAUGUGUACGAGAACGAGGUGACUGUCCUUAUGGGACACAAUGGGUGUGGAAAGACGACGCUGCUCCAGAUACUCGCUAACCUAUUGGAACCAUCACGUGGUGUUGUCUUGGUUUCUGAAAAAAAUACACAAAUCGAUGGCCAUAAUGCGUCCAUGCAGAUUGGUUUGGCUCUCGGCGAUGAUCUGCUUUUUAGGGACCUAACCGUCACUGAUCAAAUCCGUUUUAUAUGCAUGAUCAAAGGUAUGUCAUGGAAGAAGGCCAAUGAAGAAAUUGCAUUCUAUUUGCAGCUCUUCCGCUUGACCCACGCGAAGUUGUCAAAGAUUAAAUCCCUAACCGCUCCGGAGCGUAAUCUCGUAAGCAUUGCGUGUGCCUUUGCCGGCGGUAGUCCCAUCGUACUGAUCGACGAUCUCCACUCCGAUCUGGAUUUGGUCACACAAUCGCUCAUUUGCAGCCUCAUCAAUGAAGAGAAAUCUAGGCGUACCAUCAUCUUGGUAUCGAACUCAACAUCGCUUGCCAACCACUUGGCCGAUCGUCUAGCGAUCAUGUCUCAAGGGGAGCUCAAAUGCACUGGCAGCAAACCAUUUCUGCGUAGCAUGUACGGACAUGGUUUUCGACUGAGCUGCAUCAAGGGUAAAACAUUUGAUUUUGUGAACCUAAAAUUGUUGUUGGCCAAAUAUUUGCCAAAUCUGACAGUAGAAAGCGAUAUUGGCCAAAAAAUAACGUUUGUGCUGGAGACCAAGUACGAGGAUAGAUUUGCCAAACUGUUUGACGAACUAGAACAAAAUCUGGAACAAUUGGGCAUACUCAGUUUUCGCUUGCGCGAUACAUCGCUGGAUGAGAUCUUUAUGCGUUUCGGUUCCGAGGACAAUGAAGUGACCGGUGAGCCAUCAACAUUAAUCGACGAUCUUAGGAUGGUGCUCGAGGAGUCCGAUGUCAAUGGCCGGGCAAAUGGACUCAAGCGUACAAGGAUGCACCUCUGGGCACUGUUGAAAAUGCGUUGGCUCAUAAAUAGGCGCCACUUGCCAAUUCAAAUCGUCAAUGUCUUUGCACUAAUUGUGGCCUUGGCAUGCACAUUUUCCACGUUAUUGCUCUAUGGAAAGGAUUAUCAGUUGGAUCCGCUUUCGUUUAAUCUGACACAGUUGACCUCUGUCAACGCCUUCGUUGAAUACAUAUCCGAUACUUUAGAUAUGAUUGAGAUGCAGGAGUUCUUCACGGAGCUGCUCUUCUGGUAUGAUGGUCAUGUGCAGGAGCUGGAGACCGCAGAGCCUACGGACUUAUAUCUGCUGCAACAGGAGGAGUUUAACAAAAUUGUUAAUUUCCGUUACAUGUUUGGCGCCACCUUUGGAAAGGACACAAUAACGGUCUGGUACAACAAUAUACCACUUCACGCGGCACCAUUCGGUCUCAAUUUGGUGCACAAUGUUAUUGCACGACACUUCUAUGACGAGGACGCUACGAUUGAUGUGACGCUGUAUCCGCUGCCGUUUCAGGUUAUGGCCAAUGCAAUGCCACCGACGCCACUUAGUUUGGGCGGCAUGAUGGCCAUCAACUUCUCCUUCAUAUUUGCCAACAUGUGGCAGAGCAUGACCGUCUUCAACAUGCUCGAGCACAGCUUUAAAAAUCAACAGUUCCUCACAGGAGUACGCCUCUCCACAUAUAUAUUUUGCCUAGUUAUUUUCGAUAUCGCACGAGUGGUGUUAGUUAGUAUCGGAAUGGUGAUAAUGAUGUCGUUCUAUCUUAGCCCACAACAUGAUAUAUAUCUCUAUAUGUGGAUUUUCCUGAUGCUGAUAAUGAUGGGCCUUGCCGUCGCUACAUUGUCCUACUGUUUUUCCACCAUAUUCAAGGAAUCGAACAAUGCAUUUAUUGCGAUAACUUUCCUGAAUGCCCUAGGCAUUAUUAUAUUUACCGUUACUGUCGGCGAUCAUAUGGCUGAUAUGAACGAUCUGUACCAGCCACUAACGCAAUAUAGCUUCGGUGAGAUCGUGUUCAAGCUAUUCUUUAUGUAUGAGUACGAGUGCCUUUGUAAGGAUGACAAUAUUCGGUUCAUCUCCAUAGAGGUCGAGAAUUGUGCGGUGAAUCCCCACUGUUGCAUCUCGUACAGCUAUGUCAAAGGGAAUUUUGGUCUUAUCUUCGAUAUGAUUAUGAUGAUAUGUUCAAUUUGCGUACCGCUUAUUAUCUUUGUUUUGAGGGAGUACUAUUCGCUUAUGGCGUGGACAUUCAUGAACCGAGGAAUAUCAAAAAAGAAGCAUCGGGCACGCCACGAGGGCCUCGGUGACGAUAUGGGCGAUGAGUCCGUAAUUGCUGAGCGACUUCGUAUCGACAAGCUCACCAAGCAGGAGAGAGCUGACACGGCGGCUAUUUGCCAGAACGUUGGCAAACGAUUUGGCAAGAAGAGGGUGCUAGUCCGCAUCGAUCUAUGCGUAUCCAGGGCCGAGUGCAUUGGUUUUAUGGGCUACAACAAUACCGGCAAGACAACACUUAUCAAAACGCUGGUGGGCGAGAUGCAUCCGUCUCAUGGUCGCAUUUGGAUAGGUGGCCACAGCAGGAAACAACAGCGCAUCGAAUGCUAUCCCCUAGUCGGCUACUGUGCCCAGCAACACGUGCUGCCGUGUGAAUUGACGCCACGCGAGCUGCUUCACACUCAGGCCAAUCUGCACGGGCUGCCCAAGCAAAGUUGCUCACAGAUCUGUGAGGGGCUGGCGAGUGUGUUGGGAUUUUACGUUUGCUAUAAACAAUUGAUGCGCCUUUGCACUACCGGGCAGCAUCGUCGCAUCGCCUUCGCUCUUGCCAUACUCGGUGAUCCGCGACUUGUGUGCGUGGAUGGGCCACCGGGCGGCAUCGAUCCCAAUGGCAAGCGUAUCAUGUAUAUCGUCACGACCUUCAUGCAGCAACGUGGCUGCAGCUUCCUCUACACAAAUCUCACGGGCUUGGACUGCGAACGCAUGUGCCAUCGCUGCCCGGUGCUACACGAUGGCCAGCUGUCGGCAAUGGGCUCACAGGCGCAGCGCUAUAAAAGUGGCUAUCUGCUGGAGGUUGUUUUCAAGCGGAAAGUGAGUGCGGACAUAAACACCGCGAGGAACACCUGGGAUCGCAUUAAUAAAUUUCCCGUAUCGCCACCCAACAAGUUCAUUCUCUUCGUUCAAAUUAAGUUUCCAGAAGCGAAGCUACAGCAGAAGAGGGAGAAUAUUAUGACAUUCUAUUUACCUGCCGACUCCACAAAUUUCUCGGAAAUAUUAUUGACAAUACGUAGAGAUGCCUUCGAAUUGAACAUCGAGGAUUUUUAUAUUACCUGUAACAUUGUUAUGGGCAUGCAAACUGAUCUAUUCGAUCGUUCAGUCCUAAAAACCGCUCCCCCCCAUAACUAAGUAAUUCCAAAAAUAUAUAGUAUAUUAUAAUAAAUUAUAAUAAAACGCAAUGUUCAAGUAGAGAUGCCAACAUGUCACAAUCUCUUUAUUAUAUCCUUUCCAAAUAAUUUAAC